AUGGAUUCAACGCUGUUGCUGCUGUUCUCUUACGUGGCGUUGCUGGGUUUUGUGCUCUUCGUCCUGCUGUUUGGCGAAUCGGCUUCGUUCGAUGGCAGCUUCAUAAGCUCCGCGCACUAUUGGAUCACUUCAGGGGUUUUCGAGAUUCCAUUUUACCUUCUCGGUUUCUUCUUUGGCGAGAGAGGUGAACGAGCUGGUGACGUCAUCUUCCACUUCUUCUGCGAGCAGCGAAACCCACUUUUCCAGAUCAUCUACCUUGUGCUGGUGAUCGGAGGAUACUACUCCUUCCACGUCUACUGCAUGAGCUUCAUCCCCGGACCCUACCUCUCCUCCAUCCACAGGUAUACGGCACCAGCAUCCCUCGUUGCCACCCUCACAACUUUCCUUAUAGCGAGUAUAUCUGACCCCGGUACAGUCACAUCCGCUACAGUGCAGCAGACGCAGGCAGUGUAUCCAUACGAUGGGGUCAUCUACACCAGACGAGUCUGCUCCUCCUGCAAGAUACCCAGGCCAGCACGAGCCAAGCACUGCAGGGUGUGCAACCGUUGCAUUUCCAGAUUCGACCACCACUGUGGAUGGGUGAACAACUGUGUUGGGGAGAAUAACCUUCGUUACUUCCUGCUCUUCCUCUUUGCGAACAUCUGCUUUCUGGCGUAUGGUGUGUUUGGCGUCUGUUCCAUCCUGGCAGGCGAAAUCACUCGCAGCAAAGUCAUCACUGCCAUUAUAGAGCAUGAUCCCUCCAGGUCUCACGCUUUUGGCUGGCUGCCUGUUCUCAUUCAGUGGCUCACGGUCUAUUUCCACCGCCAGUGCGCGCUGCUGCUCUUCUUCCUUGUCAUCCUCGUCGUUCUCUCCUGCUUCCUCCUCUACCACCUCCACCUCGUCAUUACCAAUGUCACCACCAACGAGACGUACAAGUGGGCGCAAUAUCGGCGGUGGGUGGCCCAUGAAGCUUCCAGGAUGCUGCAGCAGAAACAUCAGGAUGAGGUGGAGCAGAUGAGAGAUGCUGCAGUUGAUGCUGAGAGGAAGGCAGAGCCUUUGAGAGGAAAGCUUGAAGUGAGAGCCAACAAGGAGCGUGCGAUCGGGAUUGACUUUUCGAGACUGAGAUUGCGGGAAUACGGUGCUGGGUGGUUCUCUGCGGUAUGGUCAAUGGUCUUUGGUGGACAAGGAGGAGCAGAGCGUACGUUGAGAAUCUGGGUUGACCCGGCAAGUGUUCCUGUAGACAAUGUCUACAGUAGAGGGCUGGUUUAUAAUAUAAAAGAGGUGUUGGCUCCUGAGGGGAUCUAUGCUGAGAGGCGUAAGAUGAUAGGCUUGAAAGGUACUGCAGGUGCUGGAGAGAUAGUGAAGCGAGAUGCUGGCAAAACAAAACAAGCUUGA
Molecule: messenger RNA, 1374 nt
Organism: Closterium sp. Yama58-4
Lineage: Eukaryota; Viridiplantae; Streptophyta; Zygnematophyceae; Desmidiales; Closteriaceae
Source: the annotation of a GenBank genome assembly